Messenger RNA from Penicillium waksmanii, 1131 nucleotides. RefSeq names its product Protein kinase. The record is from RefSeq and is a predicted model, not a curated record. Lineage: Eukaryota; Fungi; Ascomycota; Eurotiomycetes; Eurotiales; Aspergillaceae. Gene Ontology annotation, molecular function: metallopeptidase activity. The coding region runs from base 1 to 1131 and encodes 376 amino acids. The transcript is spliced from 4 exons.
AUGCUGUUUUCGUCGUCCCGGUGGCAGGUCUUGCUGUGCGCAACUGUUUUGAUACUCGGCUAUCUGACACCAGCAGUGCAUACCCAAGGGAUUUUCGACAAAGAUAUCAAAACAAGCAAAGUUUACAAGGUUUUGACAGAUGAUAUGGGCGUGGGUGGUAGCUGCGACACUCGGAUCAAAGCCGCAAAGGAAGACUCAAGCAAACCCAACCCCGAGGAAGCCAUGAACCAGAUUUUAAGGAUGUCUCAAGCUGCCAUUGAGGCACUUAAAUCGGCAGAAGAAAAUGUCAAUGAAAGGCAGAUGAAGAAGGAGAAAUACCGGCAAAACAGAAAACGCAUUACCUAUAUGGCGAAUCAAGUCUGGGGCGCAAGGGUCUCUCUAGAUACGUUGGCCCAUAACGAAAACUUCGACAGUGCCGAUAGGUUGAAAAAUCGGUACGAAAAGUUGGUUGCCUACAUCAAUAAGAAACCAAAGGAGUGGGCGUUCGCCUGUGAUGAUUCGUGGGCAGAGUCGGUCACAGAAUUGAAAACAGCGUUUGGUGGUUUCAAGAAAGGCACAGCCAUAAAAGACAUACCGUUCCUCAACGAGAAGAAUCUCGGUCGGGCCUGGUAUGACCGGACAAAAAAGGAAGACAAUGCACCAAAUGCGUACUGGUCUUCGAGUAGAUGGUCAGAGGAAGGACCCUGUGUCAAGGUAGGCACCUCUACUCAAGUUGAAGCCGAAACAGUGUUUUUCACCAAGGUGAUCUACACCUGUCCCAGACUUUGGGACCUACAAUUUACAGAUGGAGUGAACCUGAAGGCCGAUAUCACACCGUAUGGGCCCAAGGGCAAAAAGGAUGUCGAUCUUGAAAAGUUCCCAGAUCUUGGUUACUAUCAGUCCCCUGCGUCAACCAUUUUCCAUGAAAUGGUUCACCAAAUUCUUGGAGGACAGGACGGAGCAGCCGGACAGAGAGGACUUGGCUACGGAUGGGAAAACGUGGCCAGGGGCAUAACUGACUCAGCAAAUGCGCUGGAAAACCCAGACUCAUUCACCUAUUUUGCCAUGGCAAUGUAUCUUAGCAAAUAUGACUGGAGCACUGGCAAGGCCCGCAAGCUUGACGAGAUGCCUGGUGAGAAGAAUGCCAAGUAG